UGCCAACCACCAGUAAACCAGAAAAGAAGAAGAAGAUGACGUCAUCAAACAGCGACUGCAUGUGUUUUUACAAACGCGCAAUCCUCACACCGGCAUCGUUUUAAAACUUUCAUCAGUUCGCCCUUUAAUUGCAUCAUUUCAUGUUUUCGUCAUUAGUGAAUGUGUUGUGAAAAUGUCUGUUUUUCAUGACGAAGUGGAGAUAGAAGACUUUGAAUACGACGAAGACGAAGAAAUGUUUUACUUUCCGUGUCCCUGCGGAGACAAAUUCGCCAUCAGCAAAGAGGAUCUAGAAAACGGUGAAGAAGUGGCAACGUGUCCCAGCUGCUCGCUUAUUGUCAGGGUUAUCUACGACAAGGACUCAUUCAUGGUGGGAGAAGUGUUGGAGGCCCCUUCAGAAAGCAAAGUGGAGGUGCUUCAAACCUGAUUCACACUUGACUAAACAAGGACAAAGGUGUCCUUGAUGACUGCUGAUGUAUGCAUCUGCCUUAUUUUCGGACUUGUUUCUGCACUUUAUUGUCCACUCAGCAGGUAAUAAUGAUGCCCUAACUGGCAUUACAUUACACAUGCUGUAAAAUACAUUUUUAUAUUGCUGACAAACUUGCUUUAUGCUCUGUAAUUGAUGGAAAAAUACACAAAUUCAGCAUUUUUUUGCACGAGAAACUUAACAAUCCCACACAUUACAUUAAUAACACAGAUCAGUGGACAAAUACUCAUAUUUAUUUAAUGUUAUUAUUUGUACUCUUCCUGAUGUCAUCACCGCUGUUGAUUCGUCACAUGAUCAGGUAAUAGCUCACGUGAUCAGUCCCGAAGCAGCUUAUGAGAAAGUGUGCUGAGGUUGUUUGUUAAGGAAUGAAAUUAGAAAUGUGUAAAUAUGUCAAUGUUCAUGUUAUUUUAUUCAUUUGUAGUCAUGGCAUUGCGUAUGUAAUGCAAAAGACAUGUUGUACUUACAAUAGCAUGUCUCAAGUACUUUCUUCAUGCUAAUGAUACAAUUAUUUUAAAUAAAUCAAUGACUCCUAUUAAAAUCAUGAUGCCUGUAAAGAAUUGUAUUUAUUUGGUUGUAUUAUUACUUACACCAGGAGGUUAUGUGAUUGCUUUAUAGUUUUUUUCAGUUAAUUAGUGAGUAACAAUUAAAAAAGGUAUGGGCAAAUUUUCUUGAACAUUUUUUUGGGCGGAUAAUUACUUUGUAUUUUACAAUGAUGUUUCUGUGUGUAUAUGUUAGCGGCCCAACAGGAAAAAAAAUACAGUGUAUGACUGACAAGUGAAGCUUCACUCAGUUUCUUUCAUUCCGCUAUAAAUAACUUAAAAAGUUAUGGGUAGAUUUUGUUUCAACUUUUAUAUAAUGUCAGAAAUGGGGUACGGAACAAGUGAUUAUUUUUUUGGCUCAUCCUGAACACUGUCUGGAUUCAGAACUUUUUUUUUAUUGGUAGGUGGACCUCUGUGCUCUCUUUCUAGUUAUUAUAUAUAUUAUUUGGUUUCAUUUUUGAAUGUGUGAAAUGUCACUGAAAAAGAUUUGCGAACAAAAUGAGAAUAUUCUAAAUAUAAAAUCAUCUCAA
Molecule: messenger RNA, 1553 nt
Organism: Nerophis lumbriciformis (worm pipefish)
Lineage: Eukaryota; Metazoa; Chordata; Actinopteri; Syngnathiformes; Syngnathidae
Gene: dph3
Product: diphthamide biosynthesis 3
Biological process (GO): protein histidyl modification to diphthamide
Molecular function (GO): metal ion binding
Source: RefSeq, a predicted model, not a curated record